Messenger RNA from Nematostella vectensis (starlet sea anemone), 1719 nucleotides. Its product is annotated as 5-methyltetrahydropteroyltriglutamate--homocysteine methyltransferase. The record is from RefSeq and is a predicted model, not a curated record. Gene Ontology annotation, molecular function: zinc ion binding; 5-methyltetrahydropteroyltriglutamate-homocysteine S-methyltransferase activity. The transcript is spliced from 4 exons. Bases 54 to 1109 code for a protein of 351 amino acids. Lineage: Eukaryota; Metazoa; Cnidaria; Anthozoa; Actiniaria; Edwardsiidae.
GCCACAUGUCAAAGAUCUGAGCAUGCGCAGUCGUUUUGCAUACGUGGAGGUCGAUGCUCGAUGCCGAGAUGCCACUAACUACUACUGUUAUUGGUAGCUUUCCUAAGCCAAAAUACCUGCAAACCCCAGAUUGGUUUCGAACCCAAAAUUACAUCAAGGAUUAUAAUUCUUACGCCGCUCAAGACAUCGCCGAGAGAGAGGCAUUGGUAGAAAAAGCAACAAGUGAAGCUAUCACACUGCAAUGCAGUAUUGGAGUGGAUAUAGUUACAGACGGAGAAAUGCGGCGGGAGAAUUAUGUCCAUUAUUUCUGCCGACAUCUUGAUGGUAUUGAUUUCGAAAAUUUGACAACAAAAAGCUCCCGUGGCGGUGCUUGGGUUGCUGACCUCCCAACCAUCACAAGCGAUAUUAGAUUGAAAGGUCACGGCUGGAUGGCAUCCGAAUGGAAAGCCGCUCAAGCGAUGACCGAACGUCCAGUUAAAGCAACUCUCCCAGGUCCUAUGACCAUUAUCAACUCAAUCGCCGACGAUUUUUAUCAUGACGAUGAGAAGUUAGGGUCAUUACUAGCUGGAUUACUGAAUCAAGAAAUUCUAGCUCUGGCUGCGGCAGGUUGCAAGUACAUUCAGGUUGAUGCACCAGUGCUUGUGAGAUUUCCAGAUGCAGCCCUGCAUCAUGGGAUUGAACACCUGUCCAAAUGUUUCUCAGGAGUUCCCGAUGACGUCACAAGAUGCAUUCACAUUUGUUGCGGAUACCCGCUGUAUUUGGACCAGCAAGACUAUAUUAAAGCUGAUCCUGAUGCAUACCUGAAGAUUGCAAGCAAGCUAGACUCAUCAGGAUUCGACCACAUUUCUAUUGAGGAUGCUCACAGACAUAAUGAUUUAGAGCUUUUCCACAAGUUUAAACAAUCAAAGGUGGUCCUAGGGGUUUUAAAGAUUGCAUCCAGCCAAAUCGAGACCGUUCAACAAGUCAAGCAGCGCUUAGAAGAAGUGUUGACAGUCUUACCUGCUGACCGGUUGAUAGUUGCUCCUGACUGCGGGCUCGGAUUCCUGUCUGAGAAACAGGCUCUCGAGAAGCUGUCAGUCAUGGUACAGGCGGCGCAGGCAGUUCCUUAAAGCGCCCUUGUCAGCCACAGCUUUGUUGUUGUUUUUAUUUUAUAUUGAAAGGCACGUAAUGUUUAAAAUCUUGAAAUAACCAUCUAAACCAUUUUUAUUUACCAAAUUCAAUCGAAAAUACAUCCAACGACAAUAAAAGAAAACAAGAGGAACAAUUAAAAAAAUAUAAUAAACAAAGUACAUUUUAGAUAUUACAGAUUUAUGAAACACUCUCUUACCAGAGUUGAUAGAGGAAGACUCUUCCUCUACUUACUCUGGCUUUUCUAGGAUGUUAUUACAUUAGAAUAUCUAGACCCUUUAGAAGAGUCUCACAUUUCCUAAACUUCAGCCUUGCUUCAGCUAGAUCUGUUUAGUGAAUUCUAUGGCACUAGAGUCGAAGCCCAUUGUCUAGCCCCUUGUGAGCCACGGAUCCUGCGAGAUGCUCUCCAGGCUCAUCCGCCAAAACGCCGCUUUCUCGAGUAGCUUCUGAAGAAGCUCAGACGCGUCUUGAAAAAGAAAACAAAAUUAUGUAUCAGUAUUUUGUCAGCGAAGCUUGGGGGAGGCAAGCUUAUAGAAAGAGUAGAGUAACGCUGCAAACUACUUCUAAACGUAAAAUAUAAUCGUAAUCUCA